AUGCGACUAACCCAAACCAAGCAACCUAAAACUAAAGCCAAAGCCACCGAGCUCCACAUAAUUACGUACAACGUUAGAACUUUGUCCGAGGACUACCACCUUGAAUACCUCGAGAACAAAAUAAGCAAGAUAAAAUGGGAUGUGAUCGGCAUAAGCGAAAUGCGAAGGCCAGGCGAAAACGCGACCCAACUUCCGAACCAACAUAUUUUAUUCCACAAAGGAAACGACAAGAAACAAGGAGGCGUAGGAUUCCUGAUUCACAAGAAACUAAAAGGCAACAUCACUGAGUUUCACGCGACGUCGGACAGAGUUGCUUCAGUCACAAUUAAGAUCUCAAAACGGUACGACAUUAAAAUCAUACAGGCCUAUGCUCCAACAUCACUAUCAUCACAGGAUGCUCUUGACGAAUUCUACGACGAUUUACGAACCGCACUACACCGCAAGAAAGCACACUUUAACAUCAUAAAGGGCGACUUUGGAGAUGAGGACUGCGUUGGCCCCUUCGGAUACGGCACCAGAAAGGAACGUGGCGACGAUCUUGUGAAUUUCGCGACAACCAACAACUUCAAAAUCACAAACACGUUCUACAAAAAGAAACAGAACCGAAGAUGGACUUGGCGUAACUACGAGUUUCAAAACAGUUCGAGAAAGAUUUCCAAAUAG
This is a messenger RNA of Penaeus monodon (black tiger shrimp), 663 nucleotides long. RefSeq names its product craniofacial development protein 2-like. Lineage: Eukaryota; Metazoa; Arthropoda; Malacostraca; Decapoda; Penaeidae. The coding region runs from base 1 to 663 and encodes 220 amino acids. The record is from RefSeq and is a predicted model, not a curated record. The transcript has a single exon.